UUAACUAAGCAUCGCCCCUCUUCACCGCUCGCUACAUUUCAAUUUUCAUAAAGGCAACAUAUAAAACCCUAAACCCUACUCCUUCCUUCCUCACUCUUCCAAUGGCGGAGCUAAAACUCUCCGAGAGCCGAGACCUGACCCGAAUCGAACGAAUAGGGGCCCACUCCCACAUCCGGGGCCUAGGUCUUGACUCAUCCCUGGAGCCCCGCGACGUCUCGGAAGGGAUGGUGGGCCAAACCCAAGCCCGCAAAGCCGCCGGUGUCAUUCUCCAAAUGAUCAAAGACGGGAAAAUCGCUGGCCGAGCAAUCUUAUUAGCGGGACAGCCGGGAACCGGCAAAACCGCCAUCGCUAUGGGCAUGGCCAAAUCCCUAGGGCUUGAAACCCCAUUUUCUAUGCUCUCCGGCAGCGAAAUCUUCUCCCUCGAAAUGUCGAAAACCGAAGCGUUAAUGCAAGCGUUUCGAAAGUCCAUCGGAGUAAGAAUCAAGGAAGAAGCCGAAGUAAUUGAAGGCGAAGUCGUUGAAAUCCAAAUUGACCGCCCGGCAGUUUCUGGGGCGGCUUCGAAAACAGGGAAAUUGACUCUCAAAACGACGGAUAUGGAGACCGUUUAUGAUCUGGGUGCGAAGAUGAUCGAGGCAUUAGGGAAAGAGAAAGUGCAGAGUGGGGAUGUGAUAGCUAUUGAUAAAGCUUCAGGGAAAAUAACGAAGCUUGGGAGAUCGUUUUCGAGGUCAAGAGAUUACGAUGCAAUGGGACCUCAAACUAAGUUCGUGCAAUGUCCGGAUGGAGAGUUGCAGAAGAGAAAAGAGGUUGUUCAUUGUGUUACACUUCAUGAGAUUGAUGUCAUUAAUAGCAGAACACAGGGAUUUCUUGCUCUUUUCACUGGUGAUACUGGUGAAAUCCGUGCUGAGGUGAGAGAACAAAUUGAUACAAAGGUGGCAGAGUGGAGGGAGGAAGGAAAGGCAGAAAUUGUGCCAGGUGUUCUCUUUAUUGAUGAGGUGCACAUGCUUGAUAUCGAGUGCUUUUCCUUCCUGAACCGUGCUCUUGAGAAUGAGAUGGCCCCAAUAUUAGUUGUUGCUACAAACAGAGGAAUAACUGCAAUCCGAGGCACAAACUACAAAUCCCCACAUGGAAUUCCAAUCGACCUUCUUGAUCGACUACUAAUCGUCACUACUCAACCUUAUUCUGUGGAUGAAAUUCACAAGAUCCUAGACAUUAGGUGCCAAGAGGAAGAUGUUGAGAUGUCUGAAGAUGCAAAACAAUUAUUGACAAAAAUUGGGCAUGAGACAUCCUUGAGAUAUGCUAUCCAUCUGAUUACUGCUGCUGCAUUGAAUUGCCAGAAGCGGAAGGGAAAGGUUGUAGAAGUGCAGGAUAUCACUCGAGUUUACAGUCUAUUUCUGGAUGUAAGGAGAUCGACACAGUACUUGAUGGAGUAUCAAAAAGAAUACAUGUUCAACGAAGCAUCAAUGGUUGAUGGUGGGGAAGAUGAUGCUGAUGCCAUGCACGAUUGAAAGUUUCUUUAGGUUGAGUUGAAGAAUUUCUGAUAUUAUGUUCCUAACGGCCUUCACACAUGGCACGACGUGGCUUGGUGUUACUGCAAUGUGUUCUCUGCUAGACUAAUAUUAUUUUGCUAGUUUUAGCUAUGCAGCAGUGAAUUCGUAGUGUAAUUUGUACGCAAUAUCAACUCCUAAUUUCGCUAUAGUUUCUGUUAAUGAAAAUAUAGGAUUGCUCUACUGAACAAGCUUGUUUCGACAUCAAAACCUGAGACUAGGCUGAAGUUGCUUUCUCAACAUUUAUCAUCAAUCAAGGAACCUUUGUUACUUCAAAGAUUGAUACUAGUUUAGGCGUGCACUUUGCCUGGUCGAGAAAAAUGGCAGAACAAUCCCUUGAUCCUAGAAUGGCCGUUUCUCGUUCCAUUAGUUAAUUCAUGUGCUCCGAAAGUUAUCAUGUCAAUUUUGGGUUUUCUUACCCUUCUCAAAUCUUUGGCACACUUUUCCUACACUUGUCUUAGCAGCAAAAAGUUUCGGUUUCUCAUGCUGGAAACAAGGCACACCAUCCAUGCAUUUGAUUAAGGCAAAAUCAAUGGAGGUUUCAUGGUACACAA
Messenger RNA from Durio zibethinus, 2098 nucleotides. RefSeq lists its product as uncharacterized. NCBI's taxonomy places the organism in Eukaryota, Viridiplantae, Streptophyta, Magnoliopsida, Malvales, Malvaceae. Gene Ontology annotation, molecular function: ATP-dependent activity, acting on DNA; ATP binding; ATP hydrolysis activity. The record is from RefSeq and is a predicted model, not a curated record.